Messenger RNA from Musa acuminata AAA Group (dessert banana), 2109 nucleotides. RefSeq lists its product as uncharacterized. The record is from RefSeq and is a predicted model, not a curated record. NCBI's taxonomy places the organism in Eukaryota, Viridiplantae, Streptophyta, Magnoliopsida, Zingiberales, Musaceae. The coding region runs from base 196 to 1368 and encodes 390 amino acids. The transcript is spliced from 2 exons.
UCCCUCGCUUUUAAAAACUAUUAAUAAAGAUUUAUUUAAAAAUCGGAGGACCUAUAUGUAAAUAUAGAAAUUUCAAAGACUAAACUGUUAAGUUGUAAAAAGAAGUAAAUAAAGAAAAAUCGAAAAUUUCGGUUUUAUCCCACCGCCUCCCACGCACUCUCUGUUUCUUCGAGAAACAGAGAGGAGCGGUGGGGCAUGAGGAGUGAAGAAAAGAAGAAGAAGAGGGAAAAGAAGAGAGGAGGAAGAAGAGAGGAAGAAGAGGGAGAAGAGAAGAAGAAGAAGAAGAGGAGGUGGCUGCAGCGAGGGCUGCAGCGAGGAGCUGUGGGGCGUGGGGAGAAGAAGAGAGGAAGAAGAGGGAGAAGAGAAGAAGAAGAAGAAGAAGAAGAAGAAGAAGAAGAGAGGAGGAUAGCUGCGGCAAGGCUGCAGCGAGGAGGUGUGUGGCUUUGGGGAGGGAAAGGGAAGAGGAGAAGAAGAGAAGGAGAAGAAGAGGGAAAAGAGAGGCAGCUGCAGCAGCCAGGGCUGCAGCACCUCUGUUUCCCGCAGGUGGAAACAGAGGAGAGGAUGUGUGGGGCGUUGAGAAUGAAAAGGGAAGAAGAAGAAGAAGAAGAAGAAGAAGAAGAAGAAGAAGAAGAAGAAGAAGAAGAAGAAGAUAGCUGCGGCAAGGCUGCAGCGAGGAGAUGUGUGGCCUUGGGGAGGAAAAGGGAAGAGGGGAAGAGGAGAAGAAGAAGAAGAGGAAGAGAAAGAGGUGUGAUACCUCUGUUUCCUGCAGAGGAAACAGAGGAGAGGGUGUGUGUGACGCCGGGGAAGAAGGGGCUGCAGCUGCGGCGAUGGCAGCUGCAGCUGGAAGAGAAGAAGAAGAGGAAGAUGAGCAGGGGAGGAGGGAGAGGUUGCGGCCGUGGCUGCGGCCGCGACUGCAGCAGUUGCAGCGGGGAGAGAAGAAGAAGAAAGGAAGGAGAAGGAAGAGGAGAAGGGAAAGAAGUAGCUGCGGCUGCGGUUGUGGCAGCUGCAGCUAUGGCAGGGAAAGAGGAAGAGAAAAAGGAAAGGAAGAAGAAGAGAAAGGGAAGGAGAGGAAGAAGAGAGGAAGAGGAGAAGGGGCUGCGGCUGCGGCGAUGGCAGCUGCAGCUAUGGCAGGGAAAGAGAAAAAGGAAAGGAAGAAGAAGAGAAAGGGAAGGAGAGGAAGAAGAGAGGAAGAGGAGAAGGGGCUGCGGCUGCGGUGAUGGCAGCUGCAGCUGUGGCUGGGAAAGAAGAGAAGGAAAGGAAGAAGAAGAGAAAGGGAAGGAGAGGAAGAAGAGAGGAAGAGGAGAAGGGGUGGCAGCUGCGGCAGUGGCAGCUGCAGUUGGAAGAGAAGUAGGAGAGGAAAUAGAGUAGCAGAGGAAGAAGAGGCUGCGGUUGUGGUGGCUGCGGCCAUGGCUGCGACUGCGACUGCGGCAGUUGCAGCUGGGAAAGAAAGGAAAGGAAAGGGGGAAAAAAGGGGCUGCGGACGGGAUUGCGGCCGCAGCGGCAGCGACUGCGUAUGCAGCAGUUAUGUCUGUGAGAGAAGGGAGGAAGGAAGGUAGUGCGGUGGAAGGGGCUGCGAUUGUAGCAGCGGCAACGGCGGCGGCUGUGGCAGCUGCGUUUGGGAAAUAAAAAGAAGGAAUGAGAGUAAGAGAGAGCAGGUGACUGUGCCUCGAUGUUCGACACGUGGUGUAGUUGCGAAGAAAGGAAGAAAACGGGAGCACAAAACGAAACAGAGAGAGGACACGGAGGAAAAGUAGAAGGAUUUGGGCUGGCACCUUCUUUGGAUCUUCGGAUCGAAAUCUUUGAAAGGUCAGCUUGUCACUCUUCGAGAUGUUUGAUUUGGACUGAGGCAGUGGAUAGUUAUUCAGAAUAAUGGGCAAGUCUGGUUGGUUAUUACGAUAUUGUUGUAUAAGUAUGUCUUGUAUAUAAUGAAAUGUUGUCGAUGAACCGAAAUAGAUAUACUGUGUCCAAGUGUUAGGAGAUCUCUCUUAUUUGGAAUUUCAGAAUGUUAAGUCUAAUUUAUGGUGAUAUGAACUUGUGGUGAAUAGUUGGAGUUCUGAUUGUAUAAUUUAUUUAGCUUGUGGAUUUAUAAAUGUUGUUCAUGUUUGUCAA